AUGAACAACACCGACUUCAAAUCCAUCAUCUACGCCACUUCACCCGACGGCAAGGUGGCGUACAUUACUCUCAAUCGCCCCAAACACUUCAACGCAAUUGACCAGAAUAUACCAACGGAACUGAGAGCUGCAGUCCGCUUGGCCAACUUCGAUCCAAAUGUUCAUUGCAUUGUCAUCAAGGGCAACGGGCCAGGGUUCUGUGGAGGCUACGAUUUGAGUACAUACGCCGAGCGUGCCCAGCGCGGUCAAACCGAAGGCAGUCAGGAUCUCAGCAAAGGUUACGACCCGUUCCAGGACUACCUCUUCAUGGGCGAAGCCACAGACUGCUACUCGGAGCUAUUUCGUAGCCACAAACCCACCAUCGCCCAAGUCCACGGAGCAGCUGUCGCAGGUGGAAGCGACAUCGCGCUCUGUUGCGACCUAGUCAUCAUGGCAGACGACGCCAGAAUCGGAUACCCGCCCAGCCGAGUAUGGGGAUGCCCUACAACAGCCAUGUGGGCGCAUCGGAUUGGCGCGGAAAAGGCAAAGAGGAUGCUAUUCACAGGUGAUCUUAUCGACGGAAAGGAAGCCGCGGCCAUGGGUCUUGUUUUGAAGUCUGUCCCAGAGGCUCAGCUGGAGGAAACGGUGGGGUUGUUGGUGGACAGGAUCAAGACUGUGCCCAUCAAUCAACUCUGGAUGCACAAGCAGGUUAUUAAUAGUGGUAUUGAGGGUGCGGUACGAUCGAGUCAGCGUCUGGCAACUAUUUUUGAUGGCAUCACGCGGAAUUCGCCUGAGGGGAUUGCGUUUCAGAGCACGGCUAUGCAGUCUGGUUUUAAGGCUGCUGUGAAGCAGAGAGAUGAGGCUGGAAAUAGCGACUCUUACCGGGAAAGAUGGAAGAAUAAGCUGUAA
Messenger RNA from Pochonia chlamydosporia 170, 888 nucleotides. RefSeq names its product carnitinyl-CoA dehydratase. The coding region runs from base 1 to 888 and encodes 295 amino acids. Gene Ontology annotation, molecular function: catalytic activity. The record is from RefSeq and is a predicted model, not a curated record. The transcript has a single exon. NCBI's taxonomy places the organism in Eukaryota, Fungi, Ascomycota, Sordariomycetes, Hypocreales, Clavicipitaceae.